Molecule: messenger RNA, 741 nt
Organism: Psammomys obesus (fat sand rat)
Lineage: Eukaryota; Metazoa; Chordata; Mammalia; Rodentia; Muridae
Gene: Majin
Product: membrane anchored junction protein
Exons: 10
Coding region: 1-741 (246 amino acids)
Biological process (GO): homologous chromosome pairing at meiosis; meiotic attachment of telomere to nuclear envelope
Cellular component (GO): nuclear inner membrane
Molecular function (GO): DNA binding
Source: RefSeq, a predicted model, not a curated record
AUGAGUUUAAAACCAUUCACCUACCCAUUUCCAGAGACAAGGUUUCUUCAUGCAGGAUCCAAUGUGUAUAAGUUCAAAAUCAGAUAUGGCGACAGUAUCAGAGGAGAAGAAAUAGAGGAUAAGGAAGAUAUCAUCCAGGAGUUGGAGGAUUCUAUCCGUGUAGUCCUGGCAAACAUGGACAACCUGCAGCCCUUUGUUACACAACACUUUAUUGUAUUUCCCUAUAAAAGUAAGUGGGAGAGGGUUUCCCAUCUGAGAUUUAAACAUGGAGAAGUCAUCUUGACCCCCUGCCCAUUCGUUUUUACACUGUAUGUAGAGAUGAAAUGGUUUGCUGCACAUCUGCCUUCAGGGAAACCAACAGAUGAUAUUCCUCUUGAGUCGGUCCUAGCUGAGAAGGAAGCAGAAGAAGCCACAAUGAAGAAACGAAAACUCAUGGAAGAUCCCAGCUUCCCUAGCAGUCCAGGGCCACAUAGGGCCAAGAUACAGACUUCUAGUGAAGUUUCCAGCAGUAGGAAGCCCCUGAAGGAAACUAAGAGGAACAGGGAAGGAGAAGCUCAGCAGGAAUAUCAGGACAUCCCAGCUUCUAAUGUCACUGAUGUCCAGGAACAGGAUGCUAAGUUGGGGCAUAGCCUGCCACUGCAACGUAGCAACCUGCUAAAAGAGCCAGGAGCCAGGGGCUUCUUCGGGUUUCUAAGCACUCUCUUCCCGUUUCGGUAUUUCUUCAGGAAGAGCAGUCAGUGA